Apaloderma vittatum (bar-tailed trogon) is the source of this 735-nucleotide messenger RNA. RefSeq names its product glycerophosphodiester phosphodiesterase 1 (gene GDE1). Gene Ontology annotation, molecular function: phosphoric diester hydrolase activity. The record is from RefSeq and is a predicted model, not a curated record. The transcript is spliced from 5 exons. Gene Ontology annotation, biological process: lipid metabolic process. Lineage: Eukaryota; Metazoa; Chordata; Aves; Trogoniformes; Trogonidae. The annotation marks the transcript as partial.
GCAGCUGAAAAUGGAGCAGCAGGUGUUGAGCUGGAUGUUGAAUUUACUGCAGAUGGUAUUCCCAUUCUAAUGCAUGAUGACACAGUAGAAAGAACAACUGAUGGGUCUGGAAGAUUGCGCGACUUGACUUUUGAUGAAAUUAGGAAGCUUAAUCCAUCUGCAAAACACAGGCUAUGGAGCAAAUUCCAAAGUGAAAAGGUACCAACUCUGAAAGAAGCUGUUGUGGAGGCUCUGCAGCGCAAUCUUAUCAUCUACUUCGAUGUCAAAGGCCAUGCAAAUCAGGCAGUUGGUGCUCUAAAACAACUCUACCUGGAAUUUCCACGAUUGUAUAACAGCAGCGUUGUCUGUUCUUUCAUGCCAGAUGUUGUUUAUAAGAUGAGACAAGCUGACAGAAAUGUUGUAACAGCACUAACACACAGGCCUUGGCAUCUGAGUCAUUCUGGAGAUGGGACACCCUAUUUCAGUUCCUUCUGGAAACAUUAUUUGUACAUGAUGAUGGAUGUCAUUCUGGACUGGAGCUUACACAGUUUCUUGUGGCGAUUGUGUGGGGUAUCAGCUUUUCUCAUGCAGAAAAAUUUUAUUUCUCAAGAGUACGUGAGGCACUGGUCUUCCAAAGGAAUUCAUGUGGUUGCCUGGACAGUGAACACAUUUACAGAAAAAAGCUACUAUGAGAACAUCCUGGAAUGCAACUACAUCACCGACAGCUUGGUGGAAGACUGUGACCCUCAUUACUAG